Didymodactylos carnosus is the source of this 1242-nucleotide messenger RNA. The record is from the annotation of a GenBank genome assembly. NCBI's taxonomy places the organism in Eukaryota, Metazoa, Rotifera, Eurotatoria, Philodinida, Philodinidae.
AUGCUAAUUCAAUUUUGGCUACAAUUCUAUGUCGAUACAACAAUUCCCAUGUUGAAUACUUUUAACAUUCGAACAUUAUUAACAUUAUAUCCGGGACAACAACAUUUUUCUAGUAAAUGGACAAAAGUCAAUAGUGGUGGACGAUAUCAAAAAAAUACAUUUUAUCAUAAUGUAGGAUACCGUGUAUUAAUUGAACAAGAGUCUGUCUCAACAUCACUCACUAUUAUUCUUCAUCAAAUUCCAUAUACCAACAGUAAAGAUACACCAAUUACAUCGUUACAAAAUCAUCAUCCCAUAGGUCGAUACGUUUUCUUAGUGACAGAUAAAAAUGUUAAACUAAAAGAAAGUCCGCCAUUAUACUCUGAUGCAGAAUUUAUACGAGCACGUUCAAUAUCAAAAAUUGUUCAGAUUCAUAAAGGACACGAAUACUAUGUUGUGCUGACUUGUUUUGAGCCAAAUUCAGAAGCCGCAUAUGAUUUAACGUUUUUAUCAGAUAUUCUUUUAUCGAUCACAAAAACUGAAUCUAUUGAUAUAUUAAAACCUCGUGUUGUCACACCACCUAAGAACAAAACUCAACCUUUAUUUUUAAAAGUAAAGGUAGAAAUAAAUAAAUAAAUAUAAAUGGAUCAUUUACUUUUAUAAAAUAAAGAUAAUUUUUUAUUUAUUUAUUUAUCUUUAUUUUUUAAGUAUAAAUGAUUCAUUUACUUUUAUCCAUUAUUAUAAAUGAACAGUAAAAACUAAAUUAACACCCCUACCUAGUUGUCACACCACCUAAGAACAAAACUCAACAAAAAAACCCAUCAUCAUCUUCUCCAAUAGCUCCGAAGUACAAAGAAGGGCGCUCUCGCAUCUAAAUUAAAGGGACUAGCUUAAAACUAAGCGCAGCUAUCUUCGAUUGUAACCAGCUGUGGUUGGUUGGUUAGACAACGCAGUGUCCGUUUUCAGCUAAAAUGCCUCCUCAUAAACUCGCUUGUAGCUAGCUACAUACAUCUUUGUAAAAAAGACGCCGAAGCUAUUAUUCAGCUAGAUUUUUUCUCUUGCUUAUUUUUAUUCGACAUUCUCGCAGAAAUCCAAGAAGGAUGCUUGAUAUAUUACUUAACCCUUUGGCUCCCGGUGACGUAUAAAUACGUCUAGUUGCAAUUAUUGCAUGAUCAUAAUAGCUAGAAUAAAUUUGAAAAAAGAUUUGAAUAGCUGAAAGAAUUUCCGAUCUCAGGUGGUGUAUACAAAGGCUCUAUCAAAACU